Messenger RNA from Aureobasidium namibiae CBS 147.97, 1305 nucleotides. RefSeq names its product FAD/NAD(P)-binding domain-containing protein. Gene Ontology annotation, molecular function: monooxygenase activity; FAD binding. The coding region runs from base 1 to 1305 and encodes 434 amino acids. NCBI's taxonomy places the organism in Eukaryota, Fungi, Ascomycota, Dothideomycetes, Dothideales, Saccotheciaceae. The transcript has 3 exons. The record is from RefSeq and is a predicted model, not a curated record.
AUGUCUCUCUCAACCGAAACUCCUCUUGAAAUCCUCAUUCUCGGUGGAGGCGUGGCAGGCCUUACGGCUGCCAUGGCCCUGGCCAAAUUCUCACCUGAAUCAGCGCCGCCAAAGAUUCGAGUUUUUGAGAUCCGCCCCAAGCCCGGUGUCAUCGGUGGAGCAGUCAAUCUCACACCUAACGCACUCAGACUGCUCGACCGUCUGGAUGUAUUGCCGAUCAUGCGACAGAACGACUAUGGUUUGGAGAUUGAUUGCAUUGAGGUCUUCAGUGUCUAUCAACCAGUGCAAUUGGGAGAGUCGAGCUUUAGAGGACCCGAGGGUAAAGGUCUAGGUGACCCACCAUACAAGGCAUUACGUGUAACUCGUGCAGAUGUCAUGAAAUCUCUUGUCGAAGCCGUGGAGAAAUGUCCAAACGUCGAGUUUACUUGCGGACAGAAGACUGUCGAAAUCGAUGAAGACGAUGAGAAAGGUGUCACAUUGACUUUCGAAGAUGGCACCACCGCUCAUGGAGAUAUCCUGGUCGGCUGUGAUGGUAUCCACAGUGCUACACGUCUGAAGCAUGUCGAACCCGAGCGAAAAGAAAUCUACUCUGGCAUCGCUAACGCCUUCGGAUUCGCACCUCUCAACAAGGACAACCCCGAGAUCCAAGAUCCCAGCCAACUGCAUUUCAACAAGACAGCCAUCAACUUUGCACGACGCGGAAUGAUGCUCUCGAGUUUCUAUGAACCGACAAAGACGUCAGUCUAUGUGGGUGGCGUGCUACAGGUUCCAGAAAUUGAGUCUAGGGAUGGCUGGAAGGUCCGCGGUGCUGAUCAAGAACUCACGAAGCAAGACAUGCGUGAGAGAUUCGCUACUGAUGAUGUCGUGUUUGAUGAUAUCAAAGCUCUGAUCGAUACGGCAGAAGAUUGGUUCAUGUGGCCAAUUUUCACCCUCCCUCCUGAAGGCCGCUGGGCAACACAACGCACCAUGCUCUUGGGCGAUGCAGCUCACGCAAUGCCACCGCAGGGUGAAGCGACGGGUAUCGUCCUCGAGGACACUGUGUUGUUUGCAAGAUGUCUGGCAAGACAACAGGAACUCGGUACGGGAAGCUUCAAAGACGCAUUCGAUGCCUAUGAAAGGCUGCGUAGAGAUCGCAUCAAUGCUGCCUUCAAGGAGUCUGGAGCGGUGGUCAAGACAGUCCAGGAUGCUGGUUGGCUAGGUCACAAGAUCAAGUGUUUCGUGGUACCGUGGUUUUUGUGGUUCACAAGUGGCAAGCGUGAGAAGCAUUUUGCGGAGGAUGUCACUACGUCCGAUCUUGGAUUCUGA